GCUGGUGAACAACAGUAAUUCAAACUGACUAGUUUCCUCUGUUCCAUUACCAUACAGGACACAAAUGCAGUCAUCCUCCUGUGACAGAUCUAAUUAUUAAGGGUUUCUGAGCUCAAUUAGCUCAGCAAUGUUCUCUUUGAACUGUGGAGGGGUAUGACAGGAGGAGGAUAUGAACUCGCACUAGAGAUGGGAUACCAUGGUGGGGGAUGUGUUAAUGUUUGGAGCACUGAUAAAGCAGACAGAGACAGGGAGGAGCGGCUGGUGGGUGUGUGUGUGUGUCUAUGUGUGUCUGUGUGCGUGUGUGUGUGUGUGUGUGUGUGUGUGUGUCAGGCAGUAUCACAGUUCAUCUCGCUUCUCCAGCAAACUUGUGUCAGGACCAUUCAGCCCUGAGGAGCUUUCUCUACCUCUGCCUCUCCUUUCUGAAGUAUCUUUGCCAACCACUUGUUACUUGCAGGACAGUGAGACACGCUCCGUCAACUCAACACCUGUUGUACUUCCUGUAGUACUGUGUAAAAAUAAAUAAAUACAAAAUGGGCAAUUAUACAGCUGGAACUACAGAAGGUAUACAUCUAAAGUGCAACAUGUCUGGAAACCACAAUUUCAUCUUCACUUUGAUCCCCGUUGUCUAUGGCUGUAAUUUUAUCAUCGGCAUUGUGGGGAAUAGCAUGGUGGUGGCUGUCAUCUACUGGUACAUGAAGCUGAAGACAGUGGCAAACAUCUUUGUGCUCAACCUGGCCGUGUCCGACCUCACCUUCCUCAUCACUCUGCCCAUGUGGGCCACCUUUACCGCCACAGGCUACCACUGGCCCUUCAGCGGCUUCCUGUGCAAGGCCAGCGCUGGGCUGGUCAUCUUCAACCUCUACACCAGUGUCUUCUUCCUCACCUCGCUCAGCAUCGACCGCUACCUGGCCAUCGUGCAUCCGGUGCGGUCGCGGCAGCGUCGGACGGUGGUCUACGCCCGCAUCACCUGUGUCCUCAUCUGGGUCUUCGCCUUCCUGCUGAGCGUACCCACCGCGCUGACCCGCGACGUCUUCCAGAUCACGUCCUCCAACAUCACUGUCUGCGCCAUUCUGCAACGCACCCAGCCCAACCAAGCGCUGGUGGCCAUCAGCCUAAUGAAGAGCGUCCUGGGCUUCCUCAUCCCCUUCAUCAUCAUCAUCACCUGCUACUGCCUGAUAGGCAAGGCCCUUCUGGACUCCAACUGCAUCCAGAAGGACAAAUCGCACAGCGACGAGGUGCUGCGGAUGCUGGCCGCCGUGGUCCUGGCAUUCUUCAUCUGCUGGGUGCCGCACCAGGUCUUUCACUUCAUGGACGUGCUGGCUCUGCUCAAGGUGAUUGAGAACUGCCGCACAAUCGACAUCAUUGACACGGCCAUGCCCUUCACCAUCUGCAUCGCCUACUUCAACAGCUGUAUGAACCCCAUCCUGUACGGCUUUGUGGGGAGAAACUUCCGGAAGAACCUCCUGCUGCUGCUGCGGUGCGCCCCGCCCGCCGCCAGGCCACACCCAGGCGUCGCCCACAAGACCAGCAGCCUCCCCUACCGCACGUCGGAAAUGCUGCCUCUAACCACCGGCAAAGAAGUCUCCUUGCCCGAUGUUAAAUGAGGUCCUUGUCUGAGACUCUUACAAAAACUGUUCUUAAACAGUCAAAAAUUUUCCCAUGUGUUUAUGUCCCUUUUUUAUCCUUUUCACCCAUUUCUUUCCUUUUGUCACAGUUUUUUUAUGCUAAGGUACAUUCAUAGGCCCAUUUACAAGGUCCUCCACCAAUUCAGGACAGCAUAGGAAAAUACAAGCUAUAGCCUUUAUGCUUGUUACUGAUUCUUUUCAGUCUGCAGUACAACAGCUGUACUAUGCAGUGUUCUAGUACUACAUUUCAUGAGCAGUAACUGCAGGCAGACUGCAGAUGCCUGAUUGACCGAGUCACUGUUGUGCGAUGAGAUGAUGACAGCUCUAUUGAAUGAAACCCUCCUUCCCCCAGGAAGACUAUGGCCACCCUAUAAUCCCUUCAUAAGAAGUUUCAUAUAUCAAACUCUUGGUGCUUUUUUUCCUCAUGUAAAGCUCCUGUUUAACUUCUGAGUAACAUUUACAAUUAUUUGGCCAAAGAGGCUAAUGGAUUUAUUGUCACCAUAAAACAAAAAAAGUAUUUGUAAAUUACCGGUCAUAGAACAAUAUAGGAUUGGCAGUCAUUGGAAUUACUGGAAUAUGCUGUGUGAUUAACAAACAUUUCUGGCUUAAAUGUAUAGUUACUCAAAUAUUCGUACCUGUUUAUUUCCCAAAAAUACUUCGGAAAGAUCAUUUUGGUGAUCAAAUAAGUUAGGCCUUAAGUAUACAUAUACUCCAUAUGUGUGAUGGAGACCUACAUAUUAGCUUGUUCACUACAUAAAUUUAAUUAAAAUAGAGAAUAUCAUUCAUAAAUUAAGAAUUGUAUGUGGGAAUCAGUACAUGUACAAUUGCAGUUUAAAGAGAUUUUCUAGUGCUGGACUAUUAUCACAUGAUGACAUAUCACCUGAUUUGUGGGUGGAGGAACGUUGUGACUGGAAUUGAGAGAUAAAAUACAUUGGGCCUAUUGUCCAAGGAAGAAAAUGUUAGUUUUCAUUUUUAUCAAUCAACCAAUAUUGGAUAUCCAUUCUGAUAUAUAUAUAUAUAUUUAUAUAUAUAUAUAUAUAUUUUUUUUUUUAACAAUAAAUGCUGAUUCUGAUUACACCAUCCACCAAUUUAAAUGUCCCUUAUGGUGGCCACACACAUCUAGAGCUCAAACCUGCAGGACACUGGAUUGGCAAGACACACAGAAUAUUUCUUGAUAACAUUUCUUGAUAGCUAUUUAUUUGCACCCUGGGAGAACAGGCAAACUCCACCCAGACAAAAUGUAAUUAUAAAUCAUAUAUAAUUUAGUUUUCUGGUGCAAUGUCUUAUUUUCUCUGCCAUGCAUUGGUACGGAACAUGAAAUUGUUGUUUGAUUUAGAAAACAACAAUUGUGGUCAGUACAGGGCACAGCAGUUCCACACUCAAUGCUGGAUCUUGAACAGGAAUUACAUUAAUCAUUUGCUGGUUACAGCUGAGAAUAAGGACUACUUCAGUAAGGUCCAUCUAGCAUCCAUGUCUUUAACUCUGGCAUCAUCCAAACCAUUUUAACUAUUUGUCUUCUUCCGUUGCAACAACCUGCAUAUUCUGCUACUUGGUCAAGGGAUUGUGUAAAUAUGUGCUAGUAUACAAGUAGAAUAUUUUUGUACAGAUUUUCUUGUGUUGCAAUGUGUUUUGCUGCUUCAAAAUGUUUUUGUCACAUUGCCUAGUUGCCUUUGGUUCAUAUUUAAGUACUUGGAGGUAAGGCAUUUGAGUGGCAAAGCUGGGUUUUCUAAUUCUAAGCAGCAAAAUAAAAAAAUAAUAUAAAUCUGGGAGACACAAAUAAAACUGAUUUUCAGAGA
This is a messenger RNA of Anguilla anguilla (European eel), 3421 nucleotides long. RefSeq names its product angiotensin II receptor, type 1b (gene agtr1b). Bases 531 to 1604 code for a protein of 357 amino acids. Gene Ontology annotation, biological process: immune response; regulation of vasoconstriction; G protein-coupled receptor signaling pathway. The transcript has 2 exons. The record is from RefSeq and is a predicted model, not a curated record. Gene Ontology annotation, molecular function: angiotensin type II receptor activity. Gene Ontology annotation, cellular component: membrane. Lineage: Eukaryota; Metazoa; Chordata; Actinopteri; Anguilliformes; Anguillidae.